Molecule: messenger RNA, 1448 nt
Organism: Cicer arietinum (chickpea)
Lineage: Eukaryota; Viridiplantae; Streptophyta; Magnoliopsida; Fabales; Fabaceae
Biological process (GO): endocytosis
Cellular component (GO): membrane; clathrin vesicle coat
Source: RefSeq, a predicted model, not a curated record
UUUAGGAUUUUUUUAGGUAUGUUUGACUUGAAACCAAAGCAAUCAGUGUCCCAAAUUCCCAAUUCAUAGACCUAACCCUCCAUUUCAGACCGUCCGAUUCUAAAGGUAUCCAAAUCUGACGGUGAUCUUUAUUUUGACGCAGAACCGCUUCACUGCAGCUCCAUCUCCUUCCUCAGUAGAAGCAGACACAAAACCUUCCUUUCAAACCCUAAUUAUUCCAAAUUCGAUUUCUAGCUGCCAAAUUUCUCCCCAAAUCCGCACCUUCUAUACACCCAGAUCGUUUUUAUUCUCUCUCCCAAUAUCCAGCUAUCGAAUUUGCAAUCUUUCUCUAUGGAAAACGAGGAGAAAAUUCCCGACAUUGAGAAAAUUGGAAACGAAAUUGAAGAUACCGAACCCAUAGAACUCGUUCUCUUUCAAGUGCCCGAGUGUUACGUCUACAUAAUACCUCCAAGAAUGAGUGCAGCAUCUUACAGGGCUGAUGAAUGGGAUGUCAACAAAUGGGCAUGGGAAGGGAUAUUGAAAGUCAUUAGCAAGGGAGAAGAAUGCAUCAUAAAACUAGAAGAUAAGAACACAGGUGAAUUAUAUGCUCGGGCAUUUUUAAGAAAUGGAGAGCCGCAUCCUGUGGAACCUGUUAUUGACAGCAGCAGAUAUUUUGUUCUUCGCAUAGAAGAGAACAUAGGCGGUCGCCUUCGGCAUGCUUUUAUUGGCAUAGGAUUCCGAGAAAGAACAGAGGCUUAUGACUUUCAAGCUGCCUUACACGAUCAUAUGAAAUAUCUGAACAAAAAGAAAACUGCUGAAGAGAUGGAACAACAUUACCAGCAAAGUUCCUCAGUUGAUUAUAGUUUGAAAGAAGGAGAGACUCUUGUGCUGCAAAUCAAGAACAAUAGAAGUGGCAGCAAUGUGAAGUCCAAGUUUUUUGAGCAGGGUCCAAACAACUCCUCAGAAGAAAAGAGUGGUGGAAAAGAAUCUGUACCUUGUAUUAAGUUACCACCGCCUCCUUCAUCACCAGGUUCACCUGUCGCUACCCCGCAGAAAUCUCCAUCAACCUCACCCACAAAAUUCACCCUUGAGAAAACCGCUGAAGAAGAGAACUCUAAAACAGAACAUGGAAAUUCUCCUGAAAAUGAAAGCACACAGGAUGCAGUAGACGAUGAUUUUGGCGAUUUUCAAGCAGCUAGUUAACCACCUAUACAUUAUGCAGUUUAAAAUUUGUUAUGAUUAAGAAAAUGAAAAAUUGUGGAUACCUUGUUCAUCUGGUAUAUCACAGAUUGCUGAUUCAGUUUGGAGAUUCAAUUAUGUUCAUAGCCAACAAAAUAUCAUGAAGAAUUAACUUAUAUGCUUGUUAUUCGUUUGGUGAUUGUCUUAGACUGUAGGGUACUAGUAUGAGAGCUUUUCUCGUUCUUUGAGUCACUUUAUUUCAGUUUUAUGCUUUGUUUACAUUUCUCAUA